AUGAUUAAUUGGUUGGAAACAAACGGUAUUCCAGCAGACCCAAAAUUAACCAAACCAGAGUUAUACAAAAUAAUUUCUGAAAAUAAAUUUCGUUUUCCCAUAAAAUAUAAGUUAGAUGAGCUUUUAGAAAAAGAUGGUUAUUGUGUGCUCCGUUUACCUCCGUACCAUCCCGAACUAAACCCCAUUGAAAAAAUAUGGGCUUUGGUAAAGAAUUGGGUUGCAGCGCGGAAUACCACGUUUAGAUUGCCUGAUACUGAGGCGCUAGCAAGACAAAAAUUUGAGGAGGUGACAGAACAAGAGUGGUUCAAUAUUUGCCAACAUGUAAGAAAGUAUGAGAAUGAACUAAUAGAAAAAGAACACCUUUUAGAUGAAGCAGUGGAAAAUUUAGUGUUCACUGUUAAUACAGGCUCAUCUGAGGAGAGUGAAGAGGGUUGGGAUGACGAUGAGACGGCAUCAGAGGAUGAACUAGGGUGUUCAAUCCUUGAAUCGGACAGCUCUGAACAGAAUGACGAUGUGGUGUAA
Messenger RNA from Anthonomus grandis grandis, 522 nucleotides. RefSeq lists its product as uncharacterized. The record is from RefSeq and is a predicted model, not a curated record. Gene Ontology annotation, molecular function: nucleic acid binding. Lineage: Eukaryota; Metazoa; Arthropoda; Insecta; Coleoptera; Curculionidae. Bases 1 to 522 code for a protein of 173 amino acids. The transcript has a single exon.